AUGACAGGAAGCGAUGGCAGACGCGGCUUGCGCCAGGCUUACAAGGACAGGACCAAGCCCACGGACAUUCGUUUUAGCAACAUUAGUGCUGCCAAAGCUGUCAGCUAUGCCAUCAGAACCAGUCUGGGACCCAAAGGAAUGGACAAGAUGAUCCAAGCUAGCAAUGGAGAAGUAACAAUUACUAACGAUGGGGCCACCAUUUUGAAAGAAAUAAACGUUAUACAUCCUGCUGCAAAGAUGUUGGUAGAACUGUCCAGGGCACAAGACAUUGAGGCUGGAGAUGGAACAACCAGUGUAGUAGUCAUAGCUGGUGCUCUGUUGGAAGCUGCUGAACGUUUGCUUCAAAAGGAUAUUCAUCCAACUCUCAUCAGUGAGUCGUUUCAAAAUGGUGCUCACUUUGCUGUCAAUGUCUUGAAAGAAAUGGCAAAAUCCGUUGACAUGACCAAUUUACCCAUGUUGUAUAGCACUGCUAGUACAUCUCUUAAUUCGAAGGUCGUUUCGCAAUACUCAAAUGUUUUGUCAACAAUUGCCGUUAAUGCUGUACUCAAAGUUACAGAACCAGGCAAGGAAAAUGCUGUUGAUUUGAAGGAUAUCAAAGUUAUUAAGAAACUAGGUGGCACUGUUGAAGAUACAGAACUUAUCGAUGGCCUGGUUUUCACUCAAAAAUCUUGCAAUACUAAUGGACCAAAACGUGUUGAGAAAGCAAAAAUUGGUUUGAUUCAGUUCUGCAUUUCCCCACCAAAAACGGACAUGGACCACAAUGUAAUUGUCUCAGACUACUCACAAAUGGACCGAGUUCUUAAGGAAGAGAGGGCAUAUAUCCUCAAUAUUGUGAAACAAAUCAAGAAAGCUGGUUGCAACGUUUUGCUUGUGCAAAAGUCAAUACUGCGUGAUGCUGUGAGUGAUCUGGCUAUUCACUUCUUGGAUAAAAUUAAGUGUAUGGUCAUCAAGGACAUCGAGAGGGAAGAUAUUCCCUUUGUCUGUAAAACAUUAGGUUGUCGCCCUAUAGCUUCCCUUGACCAUUUUGUUCCUGAAAAUCUUGUUAAUGCCGAGCUGUGUGAGGAAAUCCAAACUGGCAAUUCCAAAUUUGUCAAAAUCACUGGAAUACAGAACCAAGGCAAAACUGUGACUGUAGUCGUUCGUGGUAGCAACAAGCUUAUUCUGGAAGAGGCCGAGAGAUCAUUGCACGACGCUCUCUGUGUAAUACGAUGCUUGGUAAAACAGAAUGCUAUCCUUCCUGGAGGAGGUGCACCAGAAAUUCAAAUGUCUCUACGAUUGGCCCAAUACUCCCGAACCAUGACGGGUGUCGAUUCUUACUGCAUCAGGGCUUACGCUAAUGCCCUUGAGAUCAUUCCGCUAACUCUGGCUGAGAACGCUGGCCUUAAUCCAAUCGCUACCGUAACGGAACUGCGCAAACGACACGCUAGCGGUGAAACCGAUGCCGGAAUCAACGUCCGCAAGGGUACGAUCACUCGGAUGUUCGAGGAAGAUGUAGUACAGCCUCUGCUCGUUACGGUUAGUGCGAUGACUCUCGCUACUGAGACCGUUCGCAGUAUUCUUAAAAUCGACGACAUUGUCAACACAUUCAAUUAAACUUCAUGAGAAGAUAAAGCUGUUAUUUUUUAAUAAAUACGCUAACACACUACACAAAUCUAAUUUUUAUGACACUAAAAUGGUACACACAGAAAAGUUCCAAUGAAAUGGAAAAGUAAUUCUAAAAUUGUAACUCGAGAUUUCAGUAACAAUAAAUUUGAUUUGAUACGUUA
This is a messenger RNA of Copidosoma floridanum, 1766 nucleotides long. RefSeq names its product chaperonin containing TCP1 subunit 4 (gene CCT4). NCBI's taxonomy places the organism in Eukaryota, Metazoa, Arthropoda, Insecta, Hymenoptera, Encyrtidae. Gene Ontology annotation, biological process: protein folding. The record is from RefSeq and is a predicted model, not a curated record. Gene Ontology annotation, molecular function: ATP binding; ATP hydrolysis activity; ATP-dependent protein folding chaperone.